Owenia fusiformis is the source of this 2188-nucleotide messenger RNA. The record is from the annotation of a GenBank genome assembly. NCBI's taxonomy places the organism in Eukaryota, Metazoa, Annelida, Polychaeta, Sabellida, Oweniidae.
AUCAAAAUGGCUGCGCCCUUAAUUUUCACAAAUUUAUUUCGGUUUCUGAUAUUUUGUAUUAUUUUACCCAGUUUAAAGGCGAAUGAUGCAUUUAAUGAAGAACUAUUAGUAAAGCCUUUACACAAUGGUUAUAUUUACACUCAUUUCCAGUUCACAACUACCUGGGAUAUCGAUAUAACUGACAGAAAUGCUUUCACCCACUAUGGACUGUUUCCAAAAUCCCUAGGGGAAGUACUUGACAAGUACAAUGUGCAGGAGUUACACCUGUCAUUGACACAAGGUCAGUGGAGACAUGAAAAAUGGGGCUAUCCUGUCAUAGAUUCACCUGUUGGGGCAGAACUAUGGGUCUGGUUCCAAGAAAACACACAAAACAUUGAUAAGACCUGGUCAGAAAUCAACAAUGUUCUCUCUGGUAUGUUCUGCGCAUCUCUCAACCAGAUGGACAAAAAAUCGACAAUAACUCCUAAAUACUCCUUCAAACCAAAAGGAGUGACAAGGAGUAAGUUAGAUACUAAGUAUUUGCGCUAUGCAUCGUUACCCAGAGAAAUGGUGUGUACAGAGAAUCUCACCCCUUGGAAGAAACUGCUGCCUUGUGGGUCAAAGGUUGGCCUUGCUAGUCUAUUAAAGGCAGGCAAAGUUUAUGAUGCCAGCUAUCACUCUCUGGGACUGCACUAUAGACCGAUAUGUAGGGAUGCUGACUGUAUUGAGACAUCUGUUGAGCUCAGUCAGACUCUGUCCACCGUAUUUGAACCUGCAACACAAAGCUCCAAUGGCAAACAGGACUGGUCCAUUAAAGGUUUGUUUGGAAAGCCUCUAGGAAGCAGUUGUCCUUUAGCAACCACUAGCAAAAUUCUGGUAGAUGUCACUAGUAAUAAGGGCCCCAAUAGUUUCACCCUGGAGCCAACACCCAGUGUAAUUGAGACAUUCAAGAGAGAGAAAGAUGCUAGAAAGUAUGCUGUCUACAACAUUCCAGAUUUUGUGAAAGGCAACCUUCUUUCACUUACAGCAAAAUAUAAAAGUCCUAUAGUCUAUACUCAACCAGUAACACCUCCCUUUUAUACACACAGAUUUCAGACUGGGUAUGGUCAAGAGAAAGGUGGGAUAACAUGUCUGCUUUACAACCAACAAGCACAGAAUGCAACAGUUGUUUACAUGGAAACAGUGCCCUGGUACAUCCGCAUGUAUCUCCAUUCUCUCACAAUAACUAGUGAAGGCAAGACAAUUACUCCAGAUGCAGUUCACUAUGUGGGGGGUCGAGACCGUGAACGACCAUUUCAUCUAGAGCUUGUUCUCACCCUUCCUCCAUCCUCCAUUACAACAAUCACAUUCCAGUUUGAGCGGGCUUUUCUUAAGUGGACAGAGUACCCGCCAGAUGCAAACCAUGGUUUCUAUGUCAGUGCUGCUGUUGUAGCUACCAUGAUAACUGAUGCUCAAUAUUUCACACCUCCACCACAGGAGAGUUCUAUGAUCUCAUCUAGUAUAACAGACUCAAGGGAAGAGAGAUUCAUUCAGAUCCAUACUGAAAUCCUAGUUGUUACCCUUCCCACUCCAGACUUUAGUAUGCCCUACAAUGUCAUCUGUCUCGCAUGUACUGUCAUAGCUAUCGGCUUUGGCUCCAUACACAAUCUCACUACACGGCGCUUUGUCAUCAUGGAUCCAAAUAAAAAACCUGGAUUGCUCAGUAGAGUUAAAAACUUUUUUAAAAGAAAGCCUAAGGUUGAUACAACUGAGGGUAGUGAAGCAGUAAGUGCUGAGGGGAACACUCCAAAGGAGAAGGAAUCCUGAUAGCAGAUAACAUUAGGAAAGCUAUGUGUGGGUAAAUUACCCUGAAAUCAAGAGACUUAGAUUAACAAAUUUACAGUGUGCUGCUGAUCAGAUCUUUUUGACCGCAAAAGCAACUGUCAUGGCCUCUUAUGGGAGUUUCAACAUAAAAUAAUUGCAAGCUACUUAUGAAGUCUUGACAUUUUGUGACUGCGAUUUUGAUUGGCAGCUUGAAUUUCAAUCAAGCUUAUCUGAUUGAGAAAGGCUGGAUCAAUGAAUUUUCUCAUAUUUGUAGAGUGAUGAAGCUCUCUUUUAAGAUGCAAAAUGAAACUCUUUAAAGGGGUAUGUGCAAAGAAGUGAUAUGUCUGAAAUCUCAUUUCAGUAAGAAAGGAAAUGAGAGACCUGUGUCUUUCAAUAAGACGUAAAG